UCUCUCUCUCUCUCUCGCUCGCUCGCUCUCUCUCGCUCAAAAUAGCCACGCACAGUUCCCUCGCGCUCAGAGAGUUCAGACAGCCGCCGCGCGCAAACACCGGAUCGUCUGGAGUGCACCGGAUUCGCUCGGUGUCGGAUUCGCUCCUCGGUCAUGCGACGCGCCUCGGUACCGGAGCCGGCGCGAGCGCACGCACCCGAUGGCGCCCCGUGAGUGCGCCGGGCCCCAGCAUGCGCAACCGAACCGAGCCGCGGGACACGCUGGCGCGCGCGCUGACCGGCUGCCUGCUGUGCGCGCUGAUCCUCUGGACGCUGCUCGGAAACGCUCUGGUGUGUGCCGCCGUGCUGCGCUUCCGCCACCUGCGCGCCAAAGUCACGCACGUCUUCAUCGCGUCGCUGGCCGUGUCGGACCUGCUGGUGGCCGUGCUCGUGAUGCCGUGGAAGGCGGCGGCGGAGGUGGCCGGCUUCUGGCCGUUCGGCGCGUUCUGCGACAUCUGGGUGGCGUUUGACAUCAUGUGCUCCACCGCGUCCAUCCUGAACCUGUGCGUCAUCAGCGUGGACCGCUACUGGGCCAUCAGCAGCCCGUUUCGCUACGAGCGCAAGAUGACGCCGCGCGUCGCCUUCGUGAUGAUCGGCGCGGCUUGGACGCUGUCCGUGCUCAUCUCGUUCAUCCCGGUGCAGCUGGACUGGCACAAAGCCGACGCGGGCGCCGCGGAGCCCAACGCGUCCGAGGCGGACAGCUGCGACUCGAGCCUGAGCCGCGAGUACGCCAUCUCCUCGUCCCUCAUCAGCUUCUACAUUCCCGUGGCCAUCAUGAUCGUCACCUACACGCGCAUCUACCGGAUCGCGCAGGUCCAGAUCCGAAGGAUCGCGUCGCUGGAGCGCGCGGCGGAGCACGCGCAGAGCCGCCGUUCCGACCGGAGCCUCCACCGGAGCCUCAAGACCUCGUUCCAGCGCGAGACCAAAGUCCUGAAGACUCUGUCCGUGAUCAUGGGCGUGUUCGUGUGCUGCUGGCUGCCGUUCUUCGUGCUCAACUGCGUGGUUCCGUUCUGCCGCCGCGAGCCGUGCGUCAGCGACACCACCUUCGACGUGUUCGUGUGGUUCGGCUGGAGCAACUCGUCGCUCAACCCCGUCAUCUACGCCUUCAACGCCGAGUUCCGCAGGGGCUUCUCCAGCCUGCUGCGCUGCCGCGGCCGCUGCCGGACUCCGGUGGAGACGGCGAACGUCAGCAACGAGCUCGUGUCCUACAACCGGGACGCGGCGAGCGCGUGCGUCAACAUCAUCCCGAACGUGGUGGACGAGACGUUCGACCGGAUCGCGCAGCUGUCGCGGGUCAGCGACGACGACGACGACGAGGAGGAGGAGGAGGACGACCUGGACGGCGCGUUCACGCCGAACGGCAUCCGCUGAGCGCGAGCGUUAACGAAAAGUUGGCUGUAGGUCUCUCGCGCUGUUGUUGUCACAUGACCGCGCUGCCGUUUGAUCCGCACAAACAUCUAAACAUCCAUAAAUCAAGAUAUUUACUGGAGAAACAAAAUGACAAACAGAUUAAUAUGAAGUGAGUUCUUGCUUUAAACAAGAACAAAAUCUUCCAGUGGAGUCCAACAAAUGAACUCAAAUGAGAAAAACUCUCUGAUUCCGUUUGCAGAAAUUUGUUCUUGUUUUAAGCAAAAACGUUGAUAGAUUUUUCAAAAAGCAAGACUUAAUAUCUUCAGUCUGGAUUAAAAAGAGUUUAGAUAUUUGUACUGCAGGAAGACAGGACAGAGAUGCAUAUCGAUAACAGAUCUCACAUCUCUGGUGUUCUGAUGUCUCUGAGCGCUCUGAAGAUCAGUGGUUUCUGAACGCAGGCGGUCAUCUGACGCACGGUGCACUGGGACCCGAACGCAGUCAUCUUCCUCAUCCUCCUCAUCCUCCGUGUCCGUGACUCAGCUGCCGGAGAGAUUGUGCAGCAGCGAAGCCUUACUCCGCCAGCCUUACACCGAGUGCAAUAUUCCUCAGGAGCCGGACUCCUCCGGUCUCUCCAGCUCAACUCUGUUCUAACGCACUUAUUUAUCGCUUCAUAGAGCUGUGACGUGUCGUGGAUGUCGUGGUGAUUCUGGAUGAAGGACGCUCUGAUGAUUCUGGAGGUCCAGCGCUGUUUGAUGGUGAAUGUCUUCAUUGUGUUUCGUUACUGUUACGUUUAUUGUUUACAAAAGCCAAGCCUGUAGAUUCAUCGUACUGACACACCUCCGGAGCUGCAAACUGAACAGAGACUCUGGGUGUGUGUGUGUGUGUGUGUGUGUGUGGAUGCUGUUCUUCUCUCUCUCACACACACACGUGAAUGUGCACAGAUGUUUUUUAAUAAAAUGACCAU
Molecule: messenger RNA, 2352 nt
Organism: Onychostoma macrolepis
Lineage: Eukaryota; Metazoa; Chordata; Actinopteri; Cypriniformes; Cyprinidae
Gene: drd5a
Product: dopamine receptor D5a
Exons: 2
Coding region: 231-1409 (392 amino acids)
Biological process (GO): adenylate cyclase-activating adrenergic receptor signaling pathway
Cellular component (GO): membrane
Molecular function (GO): G protein-coupled receptor activity
Source: RefSeq, a predicted model, not a curated record